AUGUCAUCAAGACAACCUAAACUACGUCCCAAGUCACAUAUAGCGGGGUUUUCAGAUUCCCUAUGUGAUCUUUCUACUAUGUCAUCUUUAUCACAAUGUGAAUCCCGCGUCGCGUUGAAUGACGAAAGGAAUGACCAACGCGUUUUCCGAGUGAAGAGGAAACAUGUUCUCAAGGCGUGUGACCGUUGCAGAAUUAAAAAGACGAAGUGUGAUGGCAAACAGCCAUGCAAUCGUUGCUCUUCAUAUAACCAUCCCUGCUUAUUCCGGGAGAAAAAGGCUACCCAAACAAAGGUUUACUCUCGAGGGUUCGUUGAGAUGUUGGAGUCGCAUCACUCGCUCGUUGUCAAAGCACUCCAAAGAGUUUACAAGCUCUGUGCUGACAAGGAAGGGUUUCCAGGCGAGCCUCUUGCUGAGACCUCCGAUGGGUAUCCCCUGACGCAUGCCAUCCUCGACCGUUUAGGGCUGAUAAAACAAGCCGAAGAUACCUCUGACGCUGCAGAUGAAGAGAGCGAAGGCCUUCAGUACUUACGCCUCCUAUCCAACUCAACCGACUGUAGCGCAACUGCCGACCCAUCACCAGAGCCUGCUACACCUCCGGACCCCCGAUCGAACUCAUUUAGCCCCGUUCAACUAUCACCAGGAGGGAAUGGGCCCGUCAAGUGGGAGUUCCAGUCAGAGCCAUAUCAGGGCUACCCACGAACCAAUUAUCAAAUGUCGUUGCCACACCCAGAUCUGAGGUCACCCAUCCUUGCCAACGAUUCCGAGUGCCCUACAAAAGCACCUUCUCCUAUCGGCGCUGGCCUUGCAAAUCCAUAUCUUUACUAUACCGACGGCGGUUGCAAUCCCGAAUCCACGGACAGCAAUCUCCAACCUAUAGGAGCCACAGGCUCAUCGGCGAUUCCGGCAGCAGUAUCAGCUGGCCUGCCAGUCGGGAUGGCCGAGAAUUAUAACCUCACUAUGCCUGAUCACCAAUCUAUCUACCCGACACCCUUAACACCCGCAUGGGCAUAUCCUUGUGAAUAA
Molecule: messenger RNA, 1023 nt
Organism: Aspergillus versicolor CBS 583.65
Lineage: Eukaryota; Fungi; Ascomycota; Eurotiomycetes; Eurotiales; Aspergillaceae
Product: Zn(II)2Cys6 transcription factor domain-containing protein
Exons: 3
Coding region: 1-1023 (340 amino acids)
Biological process (GO): regulation of DNA-templated transcription
Molecular function (GO): zinc ion binding; DNA-binding transcription factor activity, RNA polymerase II-specific
Source: RefSeq, a predicted model, not a curated record